AUGGUGAGGGUCGAAUUUGAAGCACCCGGAAUAUAUAUUUAUCUAUAUGUAUUAUUUUUAUCAAGAUUAUUUGAUCUUGAUGUAAUUGGUAUGUUGUCCAAGUCCAAGGUAUAUAGUAAACAAUGUAUUUUAUUGCCAGUAAAAUCUGUAGUAGGUGUGACACAUGUUUUGCUAAGAGCCGUAUCGUCAGUCGUUCCUACAAUUGUAGGACGCCUUUAUGACCUCCUUGAUUUUCAUAGUUGUCUACUGUUCCUUGUCAACGCUCUAUUUUGA
Acanthoscelides obtectus is the source of this 273-nucleotide messenger RNA. The record is from the annotation of a GenBank genome assembly. NCBI's taxonomy places the organism in Eukaryota, Metazoa, Arthropoda, Insecta, Coleoptera, Chrysomelidae.